Alternaria atra is the source of this 2616-nucleotide messenger RNA. RefSeq lists its product as uncharacterized. Lineage: Eukaryota; Fungi; Ascomycota; Dothideomycetes; Pleosporales; Pleosporaceae. The transcript is spliced from 6 exons. The coding region runs from base 1 to 2616 and encodes 871 amino acids. The record is from RefSeq and is a predicted model, not a curated record.
AUGGUGGUCACACUCAGACGUCUGAUCAUUUGUGUAGAUGGCACAUGGUAUGGGCCAGAUGGGAGCACAGCAAAUAAUACAGGAAACAAUAGCAACAUCUUCCGCAUAUACGCUUCCAUCAAGCAAGGCAAGUUUGUUGAGGACAACGGAAGAAUAAUCGAGCAGCGAUUCCUUUACUUCGAGACAGCGAAGGAGAGUCCUGUCAUCCAGCUCAUUGGGGCGCUCGAUACUGUCAAGGCAACAGAUGAUCAGUCAUUGUUCGAUCUCUCCUUCACUCAAAACGCCCGACAUGCGCGCCACGCCUUGGCCUUGAAUGAAGAUCGUGCUACUUUUUCGCCGACGCUAUUCAAUACAAGCUCAGAAUAUACCGCGCCACGAGCCUCCACAUCUAUGAUUCAAGCGUGGUUUGUCGGAAGUCACUCCGACAUCGGCGGCGGCGAAGUUGCAGAUGGACUCUCGUUAUAUCCUCUGCAGUGGAUGCUCAUCGAGAGCAAAGCAUUGGGCUUGAAAUUGGAACACAACCCCAAGGGCCAGGCAAAAGGUUUAAUUGAGAAUCCUCUCACGUUGGCAUUUCCAUCAACUGCAACAGGCUCCGAUUCUGCCUCCGAGCCAUGGGGCUUUACCCACAGGGACGGCGUCAAAAUAACCAUGUACGAUCUUCGCACUUCUCACAACCAUGGCAAUUUGAGCACCGUCCACCUAAAUAGGCUUCGGAAGAAGUCUCCGAACCCUGCUCGUAUGAAGAAGUGGUCAAUAGGCAUUUCGUGGCGUUCAAAGCAAAAGACCAGACAGAUACCCGAAAGCAGUGAUUCAACCACUGUGAACACAGAUGCUAGCAGUGAGUUGUCAGAACCAAUGAAUCGUCCACACAUCAUCAAGGUCAACACCAAGGUGCUGUCACUCGGUGUUCCGAGGCCAGUAUUUGAGAAAGGUGGAGGUGGCAGACUUGCCGGACACUCUGACCAAGGACAUAGCUUGACGACAAUACACCCAUCCGUCUACUUUCUUCAAGACGUUUAUCCACGCCUAGGCAUUAGUAAAGAGCUGAGGCAAUUUGCCUCUGAUCUUGCAGAAUAUCGGAAGUGCAACUACGUGCUCAGGGCGAAACUAGACCCCUGGGUUCUCGAAAGGCAGUUUCGAGGAGCGGACUUUGAACGAAAAGAUUUUCGGAUUCUUAUCUGUGGACGAGCGGGGAUAGGAAAGUCCACCUUGAUCAACAAAGUUUUUGGAGAAGACCUGACCAAGGAAUCACAUAGGGAGCACGGCCAGCACAAUAUUGACGAAGGCUUUGAACUUGAUACUCGGCCAGGACUCAUCAUCCAUGACUCGUGUGGGUAUCACGUCGGUGGCGUGGACCAAGUGGCUAUUAUUGAAAAGUUCAUAAAACGGCGAAUGGCAAUGAAGGAUCCUAGCGAAGCUCUCGACGCGGUCUGGCUUUGCAUACCAACCGAAACAAACCGUAUGGUGGACGACGCUGAAACUAAAACACUCAAGAUUCUCUCCAAGUAUGCGCCGCAUAUUCCCGUUGUGGUUGUGCGAACCAUGAAAGACAAAUUCCUCGCCCUCGUCAAGGACACCAUACUGGAAGAACAUGCGCAACGGAAUGCCCCAAUCAAUUACCGGGAUAUCGCGGCGGAAGCGGAGGAGAGAUUGCGAGAUCGCGCCAAGGAAGAUGCAGAAGAACUGCUCGGCAAAGGGUUUGAUGCUGGCGCCACUCCUCUUGCAUAUGUCUCCAGGAACGACGGCCAGUCCGUCAAGCAGUUACUGGAAAUCACAUUGAACAUGACACACGACGAGAGCGCCCAAAUGAACUGCAUCGCAGCUCAAGUCAUCGACGUCGAACAAAAGAUCUCGCUCGCCGUCGCAGAAAGUAUACGUCUACUCCGCUGCGCCCAAGGAGUCUCCAUGGCGGGUUCUCCGCUAGUCUUUGCAUCCACUAUUAGCACGCCAACAAUUUCUAGACUGCUCUGCGAUAGUAUUCUGCGAUGCUUUGGGUUUACAUACGUCAAAGCUGCCGAUGUCGACGCCAUCAUGUCACGGGUCGUCUGGUGGAACCUCACCAAGUUCAUGGCCCAGACGGUCAGUCAGUCCGUUGUUGUCUGGGGAGGAGUGGUAACUGCUACACUCUUCACCCUGGUCGGCGGCAUCCCGAUCGCGUUGGGCGCACCACUGCUUGAAGUGCUGCCCGCAGCUCGCAUGAUUCUCAAGUGCGCUUGCGACCUUAUCUUGAUUCUCGAUCGCGCGCUCGAUAUUGCCGGCAAGCGUACGGUCAAAGAACAAAUCAAGCUGGCUACCGAUGAAUACAUUUCUCAGACAAAUUUUACAGGCGCCAAGGUCAUCUCAAGGAAGACGGUUGUGCACAGGCAAAUUGAAAACCUUAUCCCAAUCAUGACGCUGAAGUUUUACAAGCCGCUGCAGAUCUCGAAGCUGCAGACUGGCAUGGAGACCAUCAUCAAGAAUAGCAGAUUCAGUAACGGCAACGCUACCGACUUGCGCAAGUUGGGCUUGGAGACCGCCAGUGGUAGGACCUCGCUUGAUUCGUCGCAAUCUCAGGACGUGCAGGAGAUCAAAGCGUGGGAACGCAUAGUCGAGGGUAGACUCGAAACGAGUCCCUAG